ACGGGGCCCAGUAGUCUCUAGUCAUCAAUUCCACCACGUUACCACGACUGGGGAUCAUCACGAAGUGACGUCACUGGGUCUUUUUCUCCCUCUCUCUUUCGAUUAGGACCGUCCGUUCUUCGCCAGGAUGAAGACGGAGGUGUUCUGUCUCCUAAUUUGUCUCGGCAUCGUCGCCGCCCUGACAAGAAAACAAGAGGCUGCCGAACAAAGUCGUCGUAAGGCCGCUUCGGCAACAACACCGAAACAAACAGCAGAGGAAGAGUACGAAGACGACGACGAGCUACUGGAUCAAUGUCCGGAACCUAACGGCUACUUCCCGGACGCGGAGCAAUGCGACAAAUAUUACGACUGCCGUGAUAGCAAGAUCACCGAAAAACUGUGCCCGGACGGUCUCGUUUUCAACGAUUUCAGCCCCCAACACGAAAAGUGCGAUCUGCCGUUUGGAAUCGAUUGUAGCAAGAGGCCCAAACUACAGAAACCUCAACCGUCGCCGCAUUGUCCCCGCAUGCAUGGCUAUUUCGCCCAUGAGGACACGAGAAACUGCAACACCUUUUAUUAUUGCGUGGAGGGCAAGUACAACAUGAUUACCUGCCCGGACGGGUUGGUAUUCUCCGAAAAGACCGGUAUAUGCAACUGGCCGGACGAGGCACAAAAGAAGGGUUGCGGUUCCCGCGAGCUCUUCAACUUCACGUGCCCUAAGGUCGACGAUUCCGUGGCAGCCACGCACCCGCGCUAUCCUGACAGCGAAGACUGUCAAUACUUCUACGUGUGCGUCAAUGGCGAGAUACCCAGGCGAAGCGGAUGCAAGCUCGGCCAAGCUUUCGACGAACGCACCGGCAAGUGCGACUGGGCCAGGAAGAUACCCGAAUGCAAAGACUGGUACAAGGAUCAACUAACUGACAAAGAACUCGACGCUUUGGAGAACCCACCACCGAAGCCCAAACCUACAGGUGGACCCAGUAGAAGAAAAGGCAGUAGACCGACCAUAGGGUCGAGUCAUAGAUUAGAUUAAAUUAGUUUUGUAGGUCUUUAACGCACACUCUCUCUCUCUCUCUCUCUCUCUCUCUCCCUAUUUUUAAAUCGCCUCAUUGUACAAUAAAUUUACCUUUACUACAAAUA
This is a messenger RNA of Odontomachus brunneus, 1119 nucleotides long. It is a transcript of the gene Cpap3-b, whose product is annotated as protein obstructor-E-like. NCBI's taxonomy places the organism in Eukaryota, Metazoa, Arthropoda, Insecta, Hymenoptera, Formicidae. The record is from RefSeq and is a predicted model, not a curated record. The transcript is spliced from 4 exons. Gene Ontology annotation, molecular function: chitin binding. The coding region runs from base 128 to 1012 and encodes 294 amino acids. Gene Ontology annotation, cellular component: extracellular region.